Molecule: messenger RNA, 1144 nt
Organism: Uloborus diversus
Lineage: Eukaryota; Metazoa; Arthropoda; Arachnida; Araneae; Uloboridae
Product: osteopetrosis-associated transmembrane protein 1-like
Exons: 6
Coding region: 142-978 (278 amino acids)
Cellular component (GO): cytosol
Source: RefSeq, a predicted model, not a curated record
UCUUGUCACGUUAAUUGUAAAAGAAGCAAGUUUUCUGAACGAUACUGAAUUCCAUGAGUAUUAAUACAAUGCAAAUAAUGCUCGGAAGCUGAAAGUUUUGAUUGAUAUUAUUGUCUCUGUUUUCUUGACAAGUUAUUGUAAAUGGGGAGCUCAGCGUAUUUUUGUGUUUUGAUAUUACUGUUGCAAUUUUUGCACUUUUCUAGCACCAGGGACUAUCCCUUUUCCAGUGAUUUCUCUAAUGAAUCGGAACUUUUCGAAAAUAUAGAUAGUGAUUUUAUUCGUAAUUCUGCUAUUUCCGAAAAUUGCAGCGAGGCACUUGAAGCAUUCAUAAUCAAAUCAACGAACUUUACACGUUGUGCUGCAUUAAAUGCUAGUCCAGUACGGCUAUGUCGCUCUUGCUAUAAAGAAUUGAAUUCCACUCAUGCUGCUUAUAAAAAAUUAAAAUUGAUUCCUGAUCCUUGUAAUUCUACAUUUUUCCAAAGUCAUCAGAUUUGUAUUAUAGAUGUCAUCUAUAACCAAGUUAAUGCAGUUUGGAGUAAAAGUGGUAAUUGUGAUAGCUGCUAUGGAAAGCUGCAAGGUGUCACAGAUAAAUUUUUUGAUACCGGCGAUGAAUUGGAUGCAUGCUUACAGAAAUCAAAUUUUUCUGGAAAGAGUACAAAUGACACUUGUGAAAUGUGUAACGAAUUAUAUAAAAAUGUGACUAUUAUUUAUAAGGAAUAUUUGAAACUCUGUGAUAAAAAAGAUCUUGGGCUUUGUGAGGAUAUUGUAGAUAAAAUGAACAUUACACGACAAUUUUGGCAAUCCCAGUGUGGACGAAUUUUUGAUUAUAACAUUGGAUAUGCAAAUGUGCUGACAGCUGUGCUAGUAGGCACAAUGCCUGUGUUUUUCUAUCUCCUUGCCAAAAAUAUUUCCAUCAUAGAAGAUGUGAAAAUUGUUCGACCGAAAAGAAAAAAUUAUAUUUCCAUACCCUCAUCAUAAUGAAUCUUCAGGUCAUCAUUUUCAGAUUUCAAGCAGUGUGAAUGAACAUGAAUCAGGGUUUGUAACUGGUUAACUCUUCAUUGUAAAACAUUUCGCACUAAUCUUGUUAUUUCAAUUAUUUACAAGCUGAUAAUUUCUAUAAAUUGUAAAUUGUGUUCAAAUAAUA